UGGCUGGAGGAGUCGGAGCUGGGCCCGGGCCAGAGGCUCCCGGGAUGGACCCCGAGAGGCCGGGCUCUGCGCCCCUGCAGCCAUCGAGCGAGCCAGGUUUCGUGCCGCUUCCCUUCUUCCUCCGGCACGACUGCCCAGUGUACUGGGACCUCUGUGCCUCUAUCCCGGCAGCCGAGAGCCUGGACUCCUGGGAGAGCGGCUUGCUGCGGGAUGGAGGGGCUCUGGUCAUCGCCAAUUCUUCCCGGGGGCAGCCGGGGAUGCCAGGGGAAGCUGGCUCCAUCUCCCCACAGCCACCUCUGGAUCUCUCUGGGUUUCCUUCGGCCGAGCCCUGGGACAUCCUCUCGCCGGAUGCCCCCGCUGACGCAGCCCCUGAUUUCAUUCACCCCCUGGUGGCGGCUGCUCACCUGGAUCCUGGUGCGCCUUGGUUGAUGUCAAGGCUAAAUCCAGCUGGAUCUACCCCUCCUCUACCACCUCUGGAUCCUGCUGGUUUUCCUUCGCCCGAGCUCUGGACCGGGCCCCACGUGGACGCCCCUCCUGACGCAGCCCCCGAUCCCGCGCUGCCCCCCGUGGCUGCUGCCUGCCUGGAUCUCACAGACGUACCCCCGACAUCCAAGACAAAUCCAGACUUGGGUGAAGUCUUGGCUCACGUCUCUAACACCCUGAGAUGCCACCCCAAGGGUAUGAGGGUGAAGCCGCUGAUGAAGAGGCUGCGGAAGGAGCAUGGGGUGGACCUGUUGGCAUUCAGCCGGGACGGAGGGUACCGGGGAGUCGUGUCCUUCCUGCAGGAGAUGCCGGGUAUCGAACUCUGGAACCCCGAGAAGGGAGAGAAGUGUCGUGUCCUGAGCUGUACCUUUAAGAAGAACAUCACAGACCCCCUGCCGCUACUCUGCAGCACCCUGGGCUCCUUCCCCAAUGGCCUGCGGGUCUUCAGCCUGAGGAAAGCCAUGUGGCAGAAGCACGGGGUGAACUUGGAGGAAUUCAGCCAGCAACAGGGAUAUCUGAGCACCCUGGACUAUCUGACCAGGCUGCGUGGGAUCAGGCUGCAGGGGCUGGAGAGAGGGGAAAAGUGUCUUGUCCAGCUUCAGAAGGGUGAGGCUGUGAAGCCCCCUGCCCCGCAGCCCCCCCCAGACCCUGCUCCCCCAUCGGCCCAGCACAGCAGCAGCCCCCCGCCCGAUGCCCCUGCUGAUGGGGGGCCGACGGGAGCCCCGGGGGAGAUGCCUGGCUUGGCUGAGGUCUCGGCCUGGGUGCGGGACGUGCUGGGCCGGUUCCCGCUGGGGCUGAAGGUGGGGAAGCUGAAGGAGGCGCUGCGGGGCGAGCGCGGGCUGGACCUGGAGGAGCUGAGCCGUCAGCGGGGCUGCGGGGACGCCCUGCGCCUGCUCCGGGCUCUGCCCCACCUCUGGCUGCGGGACCCGGACAAGGGCGACGCCUGCCUGGCCCGGCUGGACGCGGGUGAGACUGUGACGCCUCCUGCCCCGCAGCCCCCCCCAGACCCUGCUCCCCCAUCGGCCCGGCACAGCAGCAGCCCCCCACCCGAUGCCCCUGCCGACGGGGGGCCGACGGGAGCCCCGGGGGAGACGCCUGGCUUGGCCGAGGUCUCGGCCUGGGUGCGGGACGUGCUCGGCCGGUUCCCGCUGGGGCUGAAGGUGGGGAAGCUGAAGGAGGCGCUGCGGGGCGAGCGCGGGCUGGACCUGGAGGAGCUGAGCCGUCAGCGGGGCUGCGGGGACGCCCUGCGCCUGCUCCGGGCUCUGCCCCACCUCUGGCUGCGGGACCCGGACAAGGGCGACGCCUGCCUGGCCCGGCUGGACGCGGGUGAGGCUGUGACACCUCCUGCCCCGCAGCCCCCCCCAGACCCUGCUCCCCCAUCGGCCCGGCACAGCAGCAGCCCCCCACCCGAUGCCCCUGCCGACGGGGGGCCGACGGGAGCCCCGGGGGAGACGCCUGGCUUGGCCGAGGUUUCGGCCUGGGUGCUGGACGUGCUGGGCCGGUUCCCCCUGGGGCUGAAGGUGGGGAAGCUGAAGGAGGCGCUGCGGAGCGAGCGCGGGCUGGACCUGGAGGAGCUGAGCCGUCAGCGGGGCUGCGGGGACGCCCUGCGCCUGCUCCGGGCUCUGCCCCACCUCUGGCUGCGGGACCCGGACAAGGGCGACGCCUGCCUGGCCCGGCUGGACGCGGAUGCUGCUGUCAAUGCCCCUGCCCCCUCCCCCUCCCAGCCUGCUGAGGCGGGGGGGCCGCGCGCCGUGGGCCCAGCGAGGCGGACGCAGGCCCAGCGUCGGGGGGCAAAGCCCGGCGCCAUGGAGACGUUGAUCCGGGGCGUCCUGGCCCCCUACCCCUCUGGCAUCCGGGUGAAGAACCUGCAGAAGCUGCUGGCGGGGAAGCAUGGAGCCGACCUGGAGGCUUUCAGCCAGGCCAGUGGCUACGGGGGCGUGGUCCCCUUCCUGUGGGACGUCCCGGGACUCACGCUCCGGGGCGCAGAGAAGGGCAACAACUGCAUCGUCCAGCUCCAGAGAGGGUCCCCGCAUCCCCACGCAGCUUCCUGUCCUGGGGAAGCAGCUGCCGGCACCCCCCCGAAGCCAGGGGCGGCCGACAGCUGGGACGCCGGGGACCAGGGCCCAGAGCCUGCCGCUGCGCUGGAGAGAGGUGCGACUGAGGUCCUGACGCUGCUCAGGUGCCUGCUCCGCCAGUACAAGUCUGGCCUGCGGCUGCAGAAGGUGCAGGAGUUGAUGCUGGAGAGACACGGGCUGGAUCUGAAGCGGUUUGUGAGCUCCCGGGGCAAGGAGGACGUGCUCGGAUACCUGCAGAGGCACCUGCCCGCGCUGAAGUACAGGCAGCCGGAGACGGGAGACAAGUGUAUCGUCUGGCUGGGGACAGGGCAGAAGAAAGGCUUUGGAUCUUUGCCCCCUGGCAGUGCCCGCCCCUUGCCCGGCUCCAAGAGGUGCCUCCUCCCAACGAAUGCUGCAGAGCGCCCGCCCCCGCCCGCCACCGACUGCCUCAACCGCCGGCUGCCCAGUGCUACCACCAACCAGCCUCUGCUUCCCAGCCUGCCCUCGGGCCGAGAGCCCUUCCGUGCCCCCGCCGUCCUGGGCAAGCUGGGAAAGUCCCCAGGGGCCAACCCCCGCCUCCCAGCCUGGUUACUGAGCCCACCCCGGCCCACUGGCGCCUGCUCAGGCCUGCGAACAGAGGUGGGGACCCAGGAGUCUGGGGCCAGGCCUGCCAGCGCCCCCUUGGUUCUGCGAGCGGAGGAAAGGACCCAGGAGUCUGGGGCCAGGCCUGCCAGCGCCCCCUUGGUUCUGCGAGCGGAGGAAAGGACCCAGGAGUCCGGGGCCAGGCCUGCUAGCGCCCCCUUGGUUCUGCGAGCAGAGGAGGGGACCCAGGAGUCCGGGGCCCAGCCCCCUGAGGACCUGAGGGAGCUGAAGCGGAAGGUGGGGGCCAUCCUGGCCGGGCACCCCGAGGGCAUGUCCCUCUUCCAGUUCCGUGCCGCGUACAGCGCCGCCCACCAGCACCCGCUGCCCCUGGGCCGCACGGCCUCCACUAAGCAGCGGCUGGCGCAGAUGCCCGACGUGGUGAGGAUGCAGGGCUGCGGGGUGCAGAUGCUGCUGCUGCCAGUGGACCCCGACGAACCCCCCGGGGCAGAGCCUGGUCUCGCCCUGUGGAUCCCACAAGAAGCUGCUGGCCUGGUUGGAGACCCCGACGACCCAGCUGAGCCCCCACCUGCCCCUGCUGUUCCUGACCCAGCUGGGGACCCCCACGUUCAGUCCAAGCUCUGUUCCACUCUGGCCGAGAUCCCCCCAGCUCCCGCCCUGGCUGGGGACCCCGACAUCCCAGCUGAGCCCCCUCCCACCCUAGCCGAGAUCCCUCUAGUCCUCACAGCUCCCGCCCCAGCUGGGGACCCCGACACCCCAGCUGAGCCCCCUCCCUUCCCUGCAGCUCCCGCCCCAGCUGGGGACCCCGACACCCCAGCUGAGCCCCCUCCCUUCCCUGCAGCUCCCGCCCCAGCUGGGGACCCCGACACCCCAGCUGAGCCCCCUCCCUUCCCUGCAGCUCCCGCCCCGGCUGGGGACCCCGCCGCCCCAGCUGAGCCCCCUCCCACCCUAGCCGAGAUCCCUCUAGUCCUCACAGCUCCCUCCCCAGCUGGGGACCCCGACACCCCAGCUGAGCCCCCUCCCACCCUAGCCGAGAUCCCUCUAGUCCUCACAGCUCCCGCCCCGGCUGGGGACCCCAGAGUCCCAGUCAAGCCCCCUCCCACCUUCGUGGCUCCGAGAUGGGGGCCGAGCCCCCAGGCCCUGCAGCGCCCAGAGGCCGCCGGACCUGAACCCAGCUGGGAGUUACCUGUCUUGGUGCCCAGCGCCCCCGUGGUUCUCCCGGCAUCGGGGCUGGGCAGCAGCUCAUGGUUCCGGCUUGGGGCGGAGCCCCCCCCCGCCCUGGGUGAUCCUGGUGCUGCUGCUCGCCCAGUCGUGUACCCUCCCCCCCAGGAGGUCCCCCCGGCCCCCUCUGCAGCCCCAGAGCCGCCCUCCCUGUGCCCAGCGGCACCGGGGCCACCCCAGGCCCGGCUCAAGCGGGUCCAGUUGGUGCCUCCCUUCCAAGACCACCCCGGGGCUGGGGAUGCCCCUCGGGCACAGCCGGUCCCUAGAGCCCUGGGUCCGAAUCAGGGCACGUCAGCGGCCGUGGGAUCCCCUGUGGGCCCGAUCCCUGCAGCGCCAUCCACAGGCCAGGCCGUCUCGCCUGCUAAGCAGCUCCCAGGGGUGGCCCCGGCUCCCCUCCCUCCUCCAGAUGCCAGUGGCUUAGUGACCCCCGAGCGGGGCUGGCCAGACGCCGGGCGCCCUGGCUCGGGUGGAGAUAUCGGCUCUCCUGUUGACCCCUUGCUGCGCUGCCAUCCGGCUCAGCCAGUCCCCUCUGCAGGGAGGACCCAGCCGGGCCCAUGGGCCGAGAUCCCCUCUGCUGCACCGGCCCACUCGCCGCCACGCCACACCGACACCUGCGUUCUCCUAUAG
This is a messenger RNA of Mauremys mutica (yellowpond turtle), 4985 nucleotides long. Its product is annotated as proline-rich protein 36-like. The record is from RefSeq and is a predicted model, not a curated record. Bases 45 to 4985 code for a protein of 1646 amino acids. Lineage: Eukaryota; Metazoa; Chordata; Testudines; Geoemydidae. The transcript has 17 exons.